AUGGGGAAUGAAAGGUUCGGUGGCCAUUUCUUUCCAGGGUUAUACAUUUUCUUUUAUGGAUUAUAUCAGGCAAUAGUGGUCUCCAAGACCAUGAUAGCUAAUGACUCUCCCGUUCAUCUUUCAAACCUUCCCAAGAAUCAAAAGAGAUGUUCCAAGCUGUGGAAAAUAGCUUUUGGAGGCUGGCUGAAGAUAGUGACUGGCUCCCUCUUAACAUUUUAUGUGGUCUUCUGUCUGGAUAAUGGGAUGGUACUGAUCAACAAAGAGACACCACCAAGGUUUAUGUACCCUCACAAGUGGCAGCAUCUCACUGUGUUCAUUUUCCUCAUCCUUGAUGGCUGUGUCGAUGUCAUGAGCAAGAAUGUGCUGAGGCAGAGGUGUGUGGUUCUAGAAAGAGGUUCCAUGGCCCUGGGCAUCUACGUGCUCCUGCUGCUGCUGUUGUCACAUGUUCAGGUCUCAUCAAAGGUGGAGCUGCAGGUUCAUUCUCUUCUCAUCUUAGUAGUGUUCCUGCUGAUGCUGGUGUUGACUGCAGAGCUGUGGGCUAAUGGGUCCUUUUGCCUCCAGCUGAUCAAGAACUUCCUGUUUCUGAUGAUGGGCUCGUGGCUGAUGCAUUCAGGCUUUAUUCUGUUUAGACCGAUCUCUGGCUACCCAUGGAAGGAUGACGACAUCAUGUUUGUCACUACCUUCUUCUGCUGGCAUGUGAUGAUCAAUGCCUUAUGCCUGUUGGGAGUCUAUGGCUUCUCUUCCUUUUGGCACCGUUGUUACUGUCCCAGCUUGAGACUGAUAGGGUCCAAGGAAGUACUGUAUCUUGAGAGCUCAUCAGGAACGUUUUACAGGCUGCUGCCGGAGGCAGAGCAGCAGGACAAGGAUGACCAGGCUCUUCUCCUUUCAGAGAGCUCUUCCUGUGGCAGAGCUUAG
Molecule: messenger RNA, 915 nt
Organism: Cricetulus griseus (Chinese hamster)
Lineage: Eukaryota; Metazoa; Chordata; Mammalia; Rodentia; Cricetidae
Source: RefSeq, a predicted model, not a curated record